AUGAGUAUAACAUCAAAAUCUGUCAAAGUACGAAAUUAUUCCAUAGCAUUUGUCGUCGGAAUAAUUACAGGAAUUGCAUGGUGGAUUGAAAUCGAUAUAUUAUCGCGAUCAAAACCAAAGGAAUUUGAUCGUCGAAAUAUCAUUCCAGCCGCAUUUAUUACGUUGAUGCUUUUUAUAUUACAUUUUAUUCCAGAUGUGGUUUUGCAAACAGAUGAUGGAAUAUUUGGCGGAAGAAACGAUCGAUACUGUUAUAAUUCAAAAUGUGCUCAAAUAUCAUUAUUUGUUGUAUUCAUUAUCAUAUUUUGUGGGGUUGCAGCAUCCAUUUGGAUCUUCGUUACGGAUUAUGCAAUAAAAACCAAACCGGAGAAAAAAGGAUCAGUAAUGUGGUUUGGAGCUGGUAAUAUGUUGACAUGUUUAUUGCUUACAAUUGCGGCACUACUCGGCAGAUUUGGACGGAGAGAAUCAGAGUCAAUGAUAUUUUAG
Didymodactylos carnosus is the source of this 483-nucleotide messenger RNA. NCBI's taxonomy places the organism in Eukaryota, Metazoa, Rotifera, Eurotatoria, Philodinida, Philodinidae. The record is from the annotation of a GenBank genome assembly.